AUGGAUAUAGGUAUAGGUAUAGUAGAAUCUUUUCUUCCAUUCCCAGCGGGUCUCCUUGUUGAAGACGUAUUUAAAGCUACGGACCCUGGUAAACAAACUCCUCCACCCAAAGAAGCUGGAGGUGAUUAUGUACCCAAUCCAUCUUUACCCAAAAAGGCACCCGAGCUUAAAGAUGCCAAGUUCUUUGUAAAGUAUAAGAAAAAAUCAGACGAGAUCUUUAAUGAUGAGAAACGUCCGGUCCCUCCUUUACCAGGAAAGGCUACCGGAACUGCCAAGCAACUACCAGACUUUGUACCCAAGAGUCCAGCUGUUUCCAAGAUUGCCUCACCCAAACCAGUCGACAUAUUGCCACCACCAAACCCCGCAUUCGUAAUGCCUCCAUUUAAUCCUGAUCGCGUUUUGACAGACGAAGAAGGUUUAAAUAUAAUCCUACACUUUUCUGUUUUUGAAGAUGGAAAGAAUAUUGUUGCAGAAAAUGCAAACAAAUACUUUUUAGAAAAUGUAUUAUUGUAUAGUGACCCAAACAAUGAAAUCUUAAAAUUGUUUGGUAUUACUAGACCGGUUUUGACUCAACGUCGUUUGGAUAUUUGUGAUGAGAUUCAUGUUCAGAAAUGGUAUUCCUAUUACUCUUUCUUUUACCUUCCAUUGAUGGUUGCCAAUGGAAAUUACUCUGUCUCUAAAAAGAUUAAUGCUGAUCUUUGCAAGGAAAGAAUCCAUUUCCUUGAAACCAGUACAACUAGCAAUAAUACCUAUGCACAUCAAAGAAUGUUAUUGUUUAAAUACGCAUUUUGUGAAAAGAAUCAAUGGAUGCAAAAAUUCCAAAAGAAUGCUCAACGUUGGCUUCCUUUGUACAUGCAAGAGCUAAAAGAUGAAUUCAACUUGGCCAAACACACCAAAAUGAAUACGGAAAGAACCACCGAACAAUUCCAAGCUUUCAUUGUCAAUGCCAAGGCUAUUCUGGAUAUCUUUGAUCCCACCGGAGAGACAUCCAAGAAUAUGAUCAAUAUCAUUAUUGGGUCAUCGAUCUUUGUCACUAUUGACCAAAAGAAUUCCAUCAAGGAUACCCCAACCAAUCGUCAGAUCAUAAAGGACACUAUCCAAGCUAUUAUCAACCAGGUAAAUAGCUGUCAACAGGUAGAUGCGGAUGACAUUGAUCAAAUUACGAUAGGCAAAGAUUUAAUCGCGGUGAUGGGAGGAAGUGCAGGAGCUGUAUCUAACCUUCAAAAGGCUAUCCUAGCCACCCAAUUCGAGAGUAUAGAUGGUCCAGACCUCUCCAAGGGUUACGAACAAUAUUUCAAGGACAUUGGAGCACGUAUUAUGAACAAAAUGCAAUUCAAUGUUGCAGAAAAGAGAGACAAAUUCUUUAAAUGGUUGGGUAGAGCUUUCAAGACAUGUCAGAUUGGUGUUAUCAUUUAUUCAGUUUACAAUUGGGACAAGUUGGACACUUAUAACAAGGCCUAUUUCUUGGCAGAUAUUGUUAAUAUAGGGCUUGAUUUGGGGUCGGCUACCAAGGUGGUUCCAAAGGCUUUCAAGACUAUCGGUCAACUCAUUGGAGUUGGAUUAAACAAAGUACCCUAUAAAGACAAGGUUCUCGGUAUCUUGGAAGGUGCAUUUACCACCGAUUUGGCCGAAUUUGUUUCGACAAGAUUCAGUCCAUUCCUAAUCGCAGUGAGUGCCUUGAAAAGUGUUUACGAUUGCGUGCAAGAUGCUCAGGCUCAAAAUAUGGGAGCAUUGGUGUUGGAUGUUGCCAGUGCUGGUAUUGGAAUCGGAGUUGCAUUGGCAAUCUUUGGAGGGUGCUGUUGUACUGGCCCCUUAGCUCUCUUUGCUGGUGCAGUCUUGUUGACAUUAGCAAGUAUCAAAUAUAUAUUCUUCAAUCCUUCAAACGAUGAAAUCUUCUUUGACAAGCUAUAUGAUGGCUUGAAACUCUAA
This is a messenger RNA of Cavenderia fasciculata, 1929 nucleotides long. RefSeq lists its product as uncharacterized. The coding region runs from base 1 to 1929 and encodes 642 amino acids. Lineage: Eukaryota; Evosea; Eumycetozoa; Acytosteliales; Cavenderiaceae. The transcript is spliced from 6 exons. The record is from RefSeq and is a predicted model, not a curated record.